AUGGAGUAUGUAAAUGGGCAAUCGCUUGAGCAAGCAUGGCCCAGCAUGGGAUAUGAGGAUAAGGCUGGCAUCUGUCGCGAACUCAGGACAAUCUUUCAGCAUCUACGCCAAGUUGAACAGGACCCAGAGGACCUGUUUGUAGCUGCGAAUAUCCUGGGUACCCUUUGGAUGAGUGAUUGCUGUCAGCUAAUCUUUCUCUUCGUAGGCAACAUUACGAAGGGACCUCUUUAUGAUAGAGCAUUUCAUGUGAACUAUAUGCAUGAAGCAGGCCCUUUCGCUACAGUUCGCGACUUUUAUGAUUGGUUUACAUUUCUUCACCGAAGACCCAUGCCAGAUCCGUACUCAGUUCCAGUGGAACCAUUCCGCCAUGACCUCCCAGACAACUGUGCAAUUAAGUUUACUCAUGGCGACCUGCAUCGCAGUAAUAUCAUCGUCACACCCACACGCCCAUACCGUAUUCUGGCGGUUGUUGACUGGGAGCAAUCCGGUUGGCUGCCUGAAUACUGGGAGUCUCGCAAGGCGCAAUAUACCGCUGACAGAGCUGACGAAUGGUCCCUCACCUACCUGCCCAUGAUUAUGGAGCAAUUUCCUAUUCGUUGUGAAGGGAAAUCGGGCUGGCGGCUGCUGAAAGAUAUUCCGGAGGAGGAUUGGAACACUUAUUUCCGCAUCUGCAUCUUCCUUGAGUCCGUAUGUGUGACCAAUUUCCCCGCAAUGCCGAGGGCUCGGGCCCCUAGCCUGGAGAAGUUUGAAACAUCCUGA
This is a messenger RNA of Aspergillus fischeri NRRL 181, 759 nucleotides long. RefSeq lists its product as uncharacterized. Lineage: Eukaryota; Fungi; Ascomycota; Eurotiomycetes; Eurotiales; Aspergillaceae. The transcript has 2 exons. The record is from RefSeq and is a predicted model, not a curated record. The coding region runs from base 1 to 759 and encodes 252 amino acids.